Chiroxiphia lanceolata (lance-tailed manakin) is the source of this 2729-nucleotide messenger RNA. RefSeq names its product fibulin 1 (gene FBLN1). NCBI's taxonomy places the organism in Eukaryota, Metazoa, Chordata, Aves, Passeriformes, Pipridae. The record is from RefSeq and is a predicted model, not a curated record. Gene Ontology annotation, cellular component: extracellular region. Gene Ontology annotation, molecular function: peptidase activator activity; calcium ion binding. Bases 400 to 2520 code for a protein of 706 amino acids. The transcript is spliced from 17 exons. Gene Ontology annotation, biological process: extracellular matrix organization.
UUGUGGCUCUCUCCUACUUGGCACCGAGAGAAGUCGCUGCACUUCUCCUCCACAGAAUCAGUCACGCCGGCCCGAGGUUCCCGCUGAGGAUCUGUAAAGUUUUCCGAGCUCCAGGGAGUCUCUCUCAGAGCGUGUGGGGGCGGCGGGGCAUCGGCAGCAGCAGGGUCCGCGCUGCGGUGGCCGCUCCGUCCCGCUGAGCGCUCGUAAUUAACCGGGCGGGCGGUGAAUUAAAUCUUUGUCGAGCCCACCGAGCGGGGGGUUCCUGCAGCUCUUCUGCAGCCGGUCUCGGGCGGCUGGGAUAACCUCGGCAGCGGCGGCGAGCGAGAAGGGGGAGCCGGCUGGACGCGGCGGGAGAGCCAAGCCCCCGCUCGGAGCGAGUGCGGGGAGCUGCGGUUGGCGAUGGGCGACCUGUGCGGGGCCCGGCCGCGGCUGCUGCUGGUGCUGCUGCUGCUGCCGGCGAUGCUGCCGCCGCUCCGGGCGCGAGAGCUGUCAGUGGAAGAAUGCUGUGACAAGGGUGUUGAAUGGGCAAACAAAAACAGAAUGUGUGCUUCUCUGCCACUGAUAUCCGAGUCCAGAGAAUGCAGCAUGAGCCAGGAGCAGUGUUGCCACAGCCAGCUGGAGAAGCAGUCCUGCUCCGACGGCGUGGAAUUUGCCAACGUGCGCGAGGAGUGCGACUCACAUGCUGCUGAGAAUUCCACCUGCGAGGCCCAGUACUUCAAGACGUGUUGUUACUGUUGUUUGCUGGGAAAGGCUGCCCAAGUUCAAGGACAGAGCUGUGACCCCAACCCGAAGAUGGGACACCAGUGUGGAAUUGUCUUUAGAUCUUGCUGUGGGAAAGGCCCAGAAGGCAUUGAUCUGUCCAUCAGCGAUGAUGCUCCUAAAAAACAACAAGUUGAGAUUUCGAAGGAGGAAUUAGACCAAGAAGAUCCUUAUCUGCAUGAUGGCUGCAGAGGUGGUGGGCCCUGCUCUCAGCAGUGCAGAGACACAGGAUCCAGCUACGUGUGCUCCUGCUUCGUUGGUUAUCAGCUCCAGCCAGACGGGAUCACCUGUGAAGACAUUAAUGAGUGCAUCACUGGGACACACAGCUGUGGGCUUGGCCAAACCUGUGUCAACACCUUGGGAUCCUUCCGCUGCCAGCGGGACACCAGCUGUGGGACCGGCUACGAGCUGACAGACGACAGUCGCUGCAAAGAUAUUGACGAGUGUGAGACUGGUACUCAUAACUGCCCCCCCGAUUUUAUCUGUCAGAAUACUCCAGGAUCCUUCCGUUGCCGACCCAAGCUACAGUGCAUGAGUGGCUUUAUACAAGAUGCGCUCGGCAACUGUAUCGAUAUCAACGAGUGCCUGAGCACCAACACCCCGUGCCCGGCUGGGCAGAUCUGUAUUAACACUGACGGCUCCUUCACCUGCCAGAGAAUCUCCCCCAGCUGUGGCCGAGGGUACCACCUCAACGAGGAUGGAACAAGAUGUGUAGAUGUGGAUGAGUGCUCAUCCCCCAACCAGCCCUGUGGGGAAGGACACGUGUGUAUCAAUGCCCCGGGCAAUUACCGCUGCGAGUGCAAGGCCGGCUACACCUUUGAUGUCAUCAGCAGGACCUGCAUUGAUAUCAACGAAUGCAGACGCUACCCAGGCCGCCUCUGUGCUCACAAGUGUGAGAACACUCCUGGCUCCUACUACUGCACUUGCACCAUGGGAUUCAAACUUUCAGCUGACGGGAGAUCAUGUGAAGAUUUAAAUGAGUGUGAGAGCAACCCCUGCAGCCAAGAGUGUGCCAACGUGUACGGCUCCUACCAGUGUUACUGCCGCCGGGGCUUCCAGCUCAGCGACAUCGACGGCAUCUCCUGCGAAGACAUCGAUGAGUGUGCUCUGCCCACCGGAGGGCACAUCUGUUCCUUUCGGUGCAUCAACAUUCCUGGGAGCUUCCAGUGCACUUGUCCCUCCUCUGGCUACAGGCUGGCACCCAAUGCACGCAACUGCCAAGAUAUCGAUGAGUGUGUUGCAGAAAGCCACAACUGCUCUUUCAACGAGACCUGCUUUAACAUCCAGGGCGGCUUCCGCUGCCUGUCCCUGGAAUGCCCGGAGAAUUACCGCAAGUCAGGAGACACUGUGAGGCUGGAGAAGACAGACACCAUCCGCUGCAUCAAGUCCUGCCGGCCAAACGACGUCAGCUGUGUGCUGGAUCCAGUCCACACCAUCUCCCACACUGUCAUUUCACUGCCCACCUUCAGGGAAUUUACAAGACCUGAAGAGAUCAUUUUCCUUCGUGCUGUCACACCUACGUAUCCGGCCAACCAGGCAGAUAUCAUAUUUGACAUUACAGAGGGAAAUUUAAGAGAUUCCUUUGACAUCAUCAAGCGUUACAUGGAUGGUAUGACAGUGGGUGUCGUUCGCCAGGUGAGGCCCAUCGUUGGCCCCUUCCACGCCAUCCUGAAGCUGGAGAUGAACUACGUGAUGGGGGGGGUGGUGUCCCACCGCAACAUCGUCAACGUGCACAUCUUCGUGUCCGAGUACUGGUUCUGAGGAGCCCUGCACCCCCAGGGCCCGGCCUGCAGCAGUACCACGAGCUACUAUGUCAUAUACUUGUUUGUAAAACCCAAUAGUGUUCUUCUGUUUGUUUUGUUUUUAAAUAUUUGGUUUAUAGUUUAAGACAAAUAGCAAGCUAUUACGUUGGUUAGACGUAGGGUGGAGCGGAUUAAGGGAGCCUGAUGUAGUUUGUCUGUAUAAAUAAG